AUGGGCGAAGGAGGCUACCGCCAAAUCAACAAGACACUGAACGUCUGCGCAUUCGAUGACUAUCUUGUCACCCAGCAAUCACGACUACCCAAACUUUUGGAUAUCGAACAGCUCAGCCCGAGGGUACUUCGAGUCCUUGGCCAGAAUGCAGGAAAGUUUACUCUACAAGGAACAAAUACCUAUAUCGUGGGCACCGGUCAGCACCGCCUUCUCGUCGACACCGCACAGGGUUACCGCGCAUGGGCCGAUUUGAUAAAUGUAAAACUUUCGGAUUUAUCUAUCUCAUUGUCCCAUGUGUUUUUAACCCACUGGCACGGGGAUCAUACCGGUGGCGUGCCUGAUCUCAUCAGGAUGUAUCCUCACCUGGUAGAUGGUAUCUACAAGAACUCGCCUGAGCAGGGCCAAAAUCCCAUCGAGGACGGUCAAAUAUUUCGAGUUGAAGGGGCGACCAUCCGCGCAAUCCACGGACCAGGUCAUUCUCAUGACCACAUGUGCUUUAUUCUAGAGGAGGAAAACGCCAUGUUCACGGGUGACAAUGUUCUUGGCCACGGCACAAGCGCCGUCGAGCAGCUGGGAACCUACAUGGAAACUCUCCGAAAGCUGCAGGCUCAAGGAUGCAAGAGGGGCUAUCCCGCCCACGGUGCCGUGAUUCCUGACCUCGAUCUCAAGAUCUCCACCGAACUGGCACAGAAAACACGUCGGGAGAAGCAGUGUCUUGCUGCGCUGGGUCGGAUCCGGGAGGAGUGCUCCACUAGACAGUUGGCGAGCGUGACAGUGAGUGAGCUUAUCGAUGUAGUCCACGGCACUCGGGUAGAUGAGGAGGUGCGCAAACUGGCAUUAGAGCCGUUUAUGGAGGAGGUUUUGAGAAAGUUGGCUGAGGAUGGGAAGGUGGCAUUCCGGGUGAGACAAGGGGCAAAGACUUGGUUUGCUCUUUCUUAA
This is a messenger RNA of Penicillium oxalicum, 939 nucleotides long. RefSeq names its product metallo-beta-lactamase type thioesterase tpcB (gene tpcB). The transcript is spliced from 2 exons. The record is from RefSeq and is a predicted model, not a curated record. The coding region runs from base 1 to 939 and encodes 312 amino acids. Lineage: Eukaryota; Fungi; Ascomycota; Eurotiomycetes; Eurotiales; Aspergillaceae. Gene Ontology annotation, biological process: secondary metabolite biosynthetic process.